CGCGUAGCGAAGCAAUGGGAAUAGUAUACCUUCAAAAGGCGAAAAAUGCUAAGAGAAUUUAUGCUAUAUGUCCGCAUAUAAAAUUAAACAACGACGGUUAUAAAGAAGAAGGAAUAACACAUCCAUCCUUGCUAAUGCAAAAUACUUUACUAAAGGAAUAUUACAAUGAAUGCGGAAUACCGACAUCUUGCUUGGAUUAUUUUGAAACACAUGGUACCGGUACCAAAGUUGGUGAUCCACAGGAAGUCACUGCUAUUUAUAACAAUUUGGGUAAAAAUAGAGAAACUCCAUUAAUGAUCGGCUCCGUAAAAUCCAAUCUUGGUCAUGGUGAACCUGCGAGUGCUUUUAUUCAAAUCGCUAAGUUCAGCAGAUAAAAUUCAACUGGCAACUCUCGAUAAACAGCAAGC
This is a messenger RNA of Mycetomoellerius zeteki, 407 nucleotides long. RefSeq names its product fatty acid synthase. The record is from RefSeq and is a predicted model, not a curated record. Lineage: Eukaryota; Metazoa; Arthropoda; Insecta; Hymenoptera; Formicidae. The coding region runs from base 15 to 374 and encodes 119 amino acids. Gene Ontology annotation, molecular function: fatty acid synthase activity. The transcript is spliced from 2 exons. Gene Ontology annotation, biological process: fatty acid biosynthetic process.